Messenger RNA from Metopolophium dirhodum (rose-grain aphid), 975 nucleotides. RefSeq lists its product as uncharacterized. The transcript is spliced from 4 exons. NCBI's taxonomy places the organism in Eukaryota, Metazoa, Arthropoda, Insecta, Hemiptera, Aphididae. The coding region runs from base 3 to 959 and encodes 318 amino acids. The record is from RefSeq and is a predicted model, not a curated record.
CGAUGAAAGAAUAUAAUAUAUCAAAUAUAUUAAUUUUGUUUGCCAUCGUCUCCUCCAUGGUGGUAGACUUGGGUUCAACAGCAAAAAUUAAACGAACAGUUUCAGUUCGAACACAGGCCAUUCUGGAUAGAGCCUACUGGCGUGUAUGUCCUCCACUUGGAAACUCAAAAUUUGAGACACAGACUUUACAAACUACGUCGCUAAUGUUCGGAUGCACCUAUAUGGAAAAUCUACAAGCCUAUGCUCAAUUUUUCCAUUUGUGGUUGGAGCGCCCUGAAAAAAUAUCUGUACACGGAAAUUGCGACAACAUGCAGAAUAUGGACCACUUCAUGUUUGAGUGUGUGUCAAAAAUUGUUGAAACAUUGCCGAACGAUCAAGACGAAUUUGAAACAGGCUGGCAAUAUAUAUCGCUACUAGAACACACAGCAGAGUCAAUGCAAAAUAAAACCAAAACACGAACCUACAGAUGUGCCUUGUACGCUGUGGACGACCAAGACUAUAAUUUGGUUAGAUCAAUCCAUAUGGUGAUUAGCAAGCCGGUAAUAGGAGAGUAUUUUAAUGUAAGUCAGUGCAAUGGUCUGUUGGAAAUUAUGGCACGGGAUCAAACCAGACCAAACAUCCCCGAGGGAUAUCGAUAUUGGCCCGACGGAUCUUUAUACAUCUAUUUAUUAGGAAGAAAGACAACAAUCUUCAUCACCAAUCCAUCAACAACUACUUCCACUAGACGUCCAUCAACAACUACUACCACCAGACGUCCAUCAGCAACUACUACCACUAGACGUCCAUCAGCAACUACUACCACCAGUCGUCCAUCAACAACUACUACCACCAGUCGUCCAUUAACAACUACUACCACCAGACGUCCCAUUACAACUACAAUUACCACGACCAAUACAUAUUCUCAUGAAGAUUAUGAUGACCGUCAUAAAUAUUUAUUUUCCAUGAUUUAUAUACCAUGACAGACCAUGGUAAAUA